AUGUUCUCCACGUCCCUCAACGAGGACGUCCGCUACCUGCAAGAGGACAUCCAGGCUGUGCAGGACAAGAUUGAUGAUCCCGUCUUGUGCCAAAAGAUUGAGCAAUACGUACAGGCCCCCUUUGAGAUUCAAGAAAUGUACCGCCGCGACGCCGUGACGGAGGGUCUCGACCUGCUCGUCGUCAUCCUCCGCUCGCCCGACAUGCCCAUCCUCUCCCGCCCCCAGGUCCAGCGCGUGUACCGCGCCGCCCGCGCGUACCGCGAGUACAAGAAAUGGCAGCAGGACCUGGAGGACUCGGACGACGACGAGGGCCCGGACAACGACGACGCGUGGUUGUUUGAGGACCUGAACAUUCUCAUGAAGCUCAUGACGCGCAAGCGCGAGAAGGAGUCGAUGCUUGCUCUUAUCUUUGAAGGCGUCACUGCCGAGCUCCUCAAGGACAUUAUCACCAUUUUCUACUCGCCUCUCGCGACUGUGUACAAGGCUGCCAGCAUUGCCGACUCGCUUGGCGACUUGCAGUCGUUCAUCAACGACAUGAUCCGCACCGUCGAGCAGGUCGAAGAGUUGUCCCAGGAAGACCCGCAGCGCACUGUCCAGACCUUCAUCGACCUCGUCCAGCGCCACGAACAGGCCUUUUACUCGUUUGUCCACAACGUCCACUCCAAGGGCCAGGGUCUGUUCGACUCGCUCAUGGGCUGGAUCGAGCUGUUCCUCGGGUACGCGCGCGACGGCCUGCCGCAAAAGCUCGACCUCGAGAUCCUCCUGCCGAUGGACGGCCCGCAGCGCGCUGCCAUCAUGAAGGAAGUCGACGAGGUGGCGCAGUACCACUACAAGCUCAAGGUGCAGCACGAGGAGAAGGUACGCCGGCGGUUUGUGGCUGGCGGAGGCGCCGACGAACAGACGCUCGAGGAGGCCGCGCUCGUCGACAGCGUCAUGCAGAGCCUGUCCAUUGGAGACACGACUGUGGGCGCCGCGGGCGAGAUUGCCGUCGAGGAGAGCGAGGAGGACGACGACAGCGAGGACGACUACGACCACGAAUGGGACGACAGCAUGUCCGAGUCGAGCUCGGUCCAGUCGGGCCAGGGCGCGUCGGGGUCGGGCUCGGGACCGUCAUCAGGCCCCCGCGCCCACCGCCACGGCUCCAUCGGCUCGUCCCCGCUCGUCCCAGAGAACCAGGCGCGUAAACCCGCCACAUCCUCGGGCGCCCGCACGUCGCUGGACGCACACCGCAAGAACGCGCGGUCAGGCAGCACCUCGUCGCAGGACUCGGCGCUCCCGCCCCCGCCCCCGCCCAAGGACGGCGGCGGCAACGGGUCGUCGGCGUCAAAGCGCGCCGCAGACCAGCCGGGACGGACCCGCCGCAGGCGCAAGAGGCAGCAGGUCGUGCUCGUCCCGCCCGAGAUCAAGGCCAUCACCGAGCUCCGCCCGCUGUUUGUCGAGGUCGUCAAGGAGAUGUUGGUCGUCAAGCCUCUGACGCCUUGA
This is a messenger RNA of Apiotrichum porosum, 1482 nucleotides long. RefSeq lists its product as uncharacterized. The transcript is spliced from 3 exons. Lineage: Eukaryota; Fungi; Basidiomycota; Tremellomycetes; Trichosporonales; Trichosporonaceae. Bases 1 to 1482 code for a protein of 493 amino acids. Gene Ontology annotation, molecular function: phosphatidylinositol binding. The record is from RefSeq and is a predicted model, not a curated record.